AUGCCAGACUUUUGUUCUGUAUAUGUCAUUUCCAAAGGAAAGAUCUCGUCUACACUAUCUGCCUCCCGUCCACCCCCAUUUGUUUCCCCAAUCCGCAAUCAAUUAUUGUAUCAGUCCAGCAGCAGUCCUGAUAUGUCUGAGACACAGUUACCCUCUACAAUGAGUAUAAAAGGAGUUCCAAGGUCAACAUCUGAGACACCAACGAAUAGCUUGCCCAAUGACACAAGCUUCAUCAAAUCGCCAUUUACUCACAGGAGAGGCCCAAAUGGCAAACCAUAUGAACUCUCCCAACCAGACGCUGAUAUAUCCUUUGUCAGCUCUGGAAGACCAAGCACCGAUCGCAUGUUUCCAUCAUUUGAUGAAAGCUUCGAGAUGGGUCCAACCUCCCAGCUUUCAAGUUUCUCAGACAUAGACAAUAAAAGCUUUGAGUCGUUGCAUCUUGGACGUAGAUCUGUAGAUAUGCGCACCUCUCCUGAAUCCUCAUAUGUCUCACUUGACAGUGAUAGAUCAAUCACAUCACAGGCAAUGGUAAGGGUUUCAAAGCCACUCAUGGACGGCUACAUGCAUGCAACUACACAUAAUUAA
Ilex paraguariensis (yerba mate) is the source of this 585-nucleotide messenger RNA. The record is from the annotation of a GenBank genome assembly. Lineage: Eukaryota; Viridiplantae; Streptophyta; Magnoliopsida; Aquifoliales; Aquifoliaceae.